GUCCCAACCCGAAGACCCCCCGAAGCUCCGCAGAGCUCCGCCGCAGAGCUCCGCCCGCGCAGCAUUGCUGCGCGUCCCGGAUCACUGCGGAGAACCCGGACGAGGGCUUCAAGCCCACCAGCGGUAAGAUCAACAGCAUCAGGUUUCAAUCCUCCGGCGAUUGCUGGGGCUACUUCAGCGUCGGGUUGAAGGGUGGCAUUCAUGAGUUCGCGGACUCCCAGUUCGGGCACAUCUUCGCUAAGGGUCCCAACCGCGAAGCGGCCAGGCUGGACCGGGACGGACCGAUGGACUGGACCGACGGCCCCAGACCGAGCGUGUCGUGGGGGACGGUGGCCGGGGGGAAAGAGGAAGCCGUAUAA
Messenger RNA from Durusdinium trenchii, 359 nucleotides. NCBI's taxonomy places the organism in Eukaryota, Dinophyceae, Suessiales, Symbiodiniaceae. The record is from the annotation of a GenBank genome assembly.